This is a messenger RNA of Fusarium mangiferae, 1545 nucleotides long. Its product is annotated as putative cellulose 1,4-beta-cellobiosidase. Lineage: Eukaryota; Fungi; Ascomycota; Sordariomycetes; Hypocreales; Nectriaceae. The transcript has 3 exons. Gene Ontology annotation, cellular component: extracellular region. Bases 1 to 1545 code for a protein of 514 amino acids. Gene Ontology annotation, molecular function: hydrolase activity, hydrolyzing O-glycosyl compounds; cellulose binding. Gene Ontology annotation, biological process: carbohydrate metabolic process. The record is from RefSeq and is a predicted model, not a curated record.
AUGUAUCGCAUCGUCGCAACCGCCUCGGCUCUUAUUGCCACUGCUCGGGCUCAGCAGGUCUGCUCUUUGACCACCGAGACCAAGCCUGCCUUGACCUGGUCCAAGUGCACAUCUAGUGGCUGCAGCGAUGUCAAGGGCUCCGUUGGUAUUGAUGCCAACUGGCGAUGGACUCACCAGACCUCUGGGUCUACCAACUGUUACACCGGAAACAAGUGGGACACCUCCAUUUGUACUGAUGGCAAGACCUGCGCCGAAAAGUGCUGUCUUGAUGGCGCCGACUAUGCUGGCACCUACGGAAUCACCUCCAGCGGCAACCAGCUCAGUCUUGGAUUCGUCACCCAGGGUCCCUACAGCAAGAACAUCGGCAGCCGAACCUAUCUCAUGGAGAACGAGAACACCUACCAGAUGUUCCAGCUUCUGGGCAACGAGUUCACCUUUGACGUCGAUGUCUCUGGUAUCGGCUGCGGUCUGAACGGUGCCCUCUACUUCGUCAGCAUGGACGAGGAUGGUGGCAAGGCCAGGUACUCCGGAAACAAGGCCGGAGCCAAGUACGGAACUGGUUACUGUGAUGCUCAGUGCCCUCGUGAUGUCAAGUUCAUCAACGGAGUUGCCAACUCUGAAGGCUGGAAGCCCUCUGACAGUGAUGUCAACGCCGGUGUUGGUAACCUGGGCACCUGCUGCCCCGAGAUGGAUAUCUGGGAGGCCAACUCCAUCUCCACAGCCUUCACUCCUCAUCCUUGCACCAAGCUCACUCAGCACUCUUGCACUGGCGACUCUUGUGGUGGAACCUACUCUAGUGACCGAUAUGGCGGAACUUGCGAUGCCGACGGUUGUGAUUUCAACGCCUACCGCCAGGGCAACAAGACCUUCUACGGUCCUGGAUCCAACUUCAACGUCGAUACCACCAAGAAGAUGACUGUCGUCACCCAGUUCCACACGGGCAGCAACGGACGUCUUUCUGAGAUCACCCGUCUGUACGUCCAGAACGGCAAGGUCAUUGCCAACUCCGAGUCCAAGAUUGCAGGCAACUCCGGUAGCUCUCUCACCUCUGACUUCUGCUCCAAGCAGAAGAGCGUCUUUGGCGAUAUCGAUGACUUCUCUAAGAAGGGUGGCUGGAGCGGCAUGAGCGAUGCUCUGUCUGCCCCCAUGGUCCUUGUUAUGUCUCUCUGGCACGACCACCACUCCAACAUGCUCUGGCUCGACUCUACGUACCCAACCGACUCUACCAAGGUUGGAUCCCAGCGAGGUUCUUGCGCUAUCACCUCUGGCAAGCCCUCCGACCUUGAGCGAGAUGUUCCCAACUCCAAGGUUUCCUUCUCCAACAUCAAGUUCGGUCCCAUCGGAAGCACCUACAAGAGCGACGGUACCACCCCCAACCCCCCUGCCAGCAGCAGCACCACUGGUUCUUCCACUCCCACCAACCCCCCUGCCGGCAGCGUCGACCAAUGGGGACAGUGCGGUGGCCAGAACUACAGCGGCCCCACGACCUGCAAGUCUCCCUUCACCUGCAAGAAGAUCAACGACUUCUACUCCCAGUGCCAGUAA